This is a messenger RNA of Nematolebias whitei (Rio pearlfish), 801 nucleotides long. Its product is annotated as GDNF family receptor alpha-4-like. The coding region runs from base 1 to 801 and encodes 266 amino acids. NCBI's taxonomy places the organism in Eukaryota, Metazoa, Chordata, Actinopteri, Cyprinodontiformes, Rivulidae. The transcript has 5 exons. Gene Ontology annotation, molecular function: signaling receptor activity. The record is from RefSeq and is a predicted model, not a curated record. Gene Ontology annotation, biological process: nervous system development. Gene Ontology annotation, cellular component: signaling receptor complex; external side of plasma membrane.
AUGGACUUGCUCGGACUCUACUUCCUGCAGCUGGCUGUCAUCGGAGUUCCACGCCUGGUGCUCUCUGCAGGUGGAAGGGACUGUCUACGUGCUGGAGACACUUGCUCCAGCGAUGACGCCUGCAGCCCACGGCUGCGCACUCUCAGGCAGUGUGUUGCGGGAGAUGGCAGCAUGAAGCUAAGGCCUGGGGCCAGAAACCAGUGUGAGAACGCCAUGACAGCACUUUUGUCCACCCCGCUGCACGGGUGCCAGUGCAAACGAGGGAUGAAGAGAGAGAAGAACUGCUUGAGUAUUUACUGGAGUCUUCAUCAGUCUGUGCUGCAUGGGCUCAGCUUGGUUGAAAGUUACCCCUAUGAACAAGAAGAAAAGGGCUUUGACUACGUUCGCCUGGCCUCCAUCGCUGCAGAAUCUGAGGUAACAACAGUGAACCUCUGCCUGGACGCUGCCAAAGCAUGUAACAUAGAUGAGACAUGUCAAAAACUUCGUACAGAGUACGUCUCAGCCUGCAUUCAGCCAUCAGCUCGCUCAGGGCCAUGUAGUCGACCAAAGUGCAACAAGGCGCUCAGAAAGUUCUUUGACCGUGUUCCCCCUGACUACACCCAUGAGCUGCUGUUCUGUCCCUGCACUGAUACAGCAUGUGCCGAGCGCCGCAGGCAAACCAUUGUGCCAUCUUGCUCCUAUGAAGAGAAGGACAAGCCCAACUGCCUGGUUCAACUACGGAUCUGCAAGGCAGACUAUGUUUGUAACUCCAGAUUGUCCAAAAAAAAAAAAAAAAGAAAUCUAUCACAGCAGUCUCACUGA